Aspergillus puulaauensis is the source of this 1431-nucleotide messenger RNA. RefSeq names its product S8 family peptidase (gene SUB8). Gene Ontology annotation, molecular function: serine-type endopeptidase activity. The transcript has 3 exons. The record is from RefSeq and is a predicted model, not a curated record. The coding region runs from base 1 to 1431 and encodes 476 amino acids. NCBI's taxonomy places the organism in Eukaryota, Fungi, Ascomycota, Eurotiomycetes, Eurotiales, Aspergillaceae. Gene Ontology annotation, biological process: proteolysis.
AUGAAAGGCAUUCUCGGCCUUUCGCUCCUGCCGCUGCUCGCUGCAGCUUCGCCCGUUGUUGUCGACUCCAUCCACAACGGAGCUGCUCCUGUCCUUUCCUCCACAAAUGCGAAAGAAAUUCCAGACUCUUACAUUGUCGUCUUCAAGAAGCAUGUAGGUUCUGACGCGGCCUUCGCUCACCACAGCUGGGUGCAGGACAUCCAUGGGCAGCAGCUUGGACGGUCGGACCUAAAGAAGCGAUUCCUCGGCUUGGAAUUUGGAUUUGGCGAAGAGCUCUUUGAUGGUCUGAAGGACACGUUCAAUAUCGCAGGAUCUCUGAUGGGUUACACUGGUCAUUUCCAUGAAGACACGAUCGAAGAGAUCCGCAACCACCCCGAUGUCGAAUACAUUGAGCGAAACUCAGAGGUUCAUACUAUGGAAGAUUCGUCCGUCGAGAAGAACGCCCCUUGGGGUUUGGCUCGUAUUUCCCACCGGGACAGGCUCAGUUUCGGUACAUUCAACAAGUACCUCUACGCUUCCGAAGGAGGCGAGGGCGUUGAUGUCUACACGAUUGAUACCGGUAUCAACGUUGAUCACGCAGACUUUGGAGGCCGUGCUUUCUGGGGCAAAACCAUCCCUACCAACGAUGAGGAUGUAGAUGGCAAUGGACACGGAACCCACUGCUCAGGCACUAUUGCCGGAGAGAAGUACGGUGUAUCUAAGAAGGCAAACAUCUAUGCUGUCAAGGUUUUGAGAUCGAGCGGCUCUGGUACCAUGGCCGACGUCGUUCAGGGCGUUGAGUGGGCUGUUGAAGCUCAUCUCAAGAAGGCCAAGAAGGGCAAGGGCUUCAAGGGUAGCGUUGCCAACAUGAGUCUUGGCGGCGGCAAAUCAAAGACCCUCGAGGAUGCUGUGAAUGCUGGUGUUGAGGCUGGUCUCCACUUCGCUGUUGCGGCUGGUAAUGACAACGCUGAUGCGUGCGGCUACUCUCCUGCCGCGGCUGAGAAGGCCGUUACUGUUGGAGCCUCAACCCUCGCUGAUGAGCGCGCUUACUUCUCCAACUACGGCAAGUGCACGGAUAUCUUCGCUCCCGGUCUCAACAUCCUCUCUACCUGGAUUGGUAGCAAGCACGCCGUCAACACCAUCUCUGGAACUUCCAUGGCCUCUCCUCACAUUGCUGGUCUCUUGGCCUACUUUGUUUCCCUCCAGCCAUCAAAGGACUCUGCUUUCGCUGUUGACUUCACCCCCGAGAAGCUCAAGAAGGACCUUAUCUCUAUUGCCACCGAAGGCGCCCUGACUGAUAUUCCUUCUGACACACCCAACCUCCUCGCCUGGAACGGUGGUGGCUCCACUAACUACAGUGAGAUCGUCGCCGAGGGUGGCUACAAGAGCGGCUCUGUGGCUGCUGGCUCCACCACAUUCAAAGCCGGUGGUAUCCUUGCCCAGGCCAUGUAA